UGUGCCGACCCGAGCGUCUCCGACAAGAGUUUCUACAAGACAUUUGCAAGAACAAACCCUUCAGACAAAGGAGUUGUACGGUCUAUACUAGUUUUACUUCAGUACUACCGUUGGCGAAAAUUCUCUAUCAUAUCUGAGCAAAAUAACCCGUAUAUGAUAGUGGCGAAAAGUCUGGAGCAGCAAGUUUCCAAAUAUCCUAAUUUCACCAUCAACCAUAAAAGCAUCAAGUACUUCGCAAAUAUGCACGUAUGUUGUGAAGACGGAAUGCCUUGCUGUAAUGACAUCUUCUCUCAAGUCGUAGAGGAUACUUACAGAUCCACCAGAGUCUAUAUUUUCUUCGGUAACGAAGCGGAUUUGAUCCAGUUUAUGACUAUGCUUCAGAUACGGAAGCUGCUCGACUCCAAGGAAUACGUCAUCAUAUAUAUAGACCUACACAUUUAUUCGUUGCCUAACGCUUACAGGUAUUUCUGGCGUAUGGAUCGGCGGCAACAUUUAAAUGACAUUGCCAUGAAGGCAGCUCAAUCUCUACUGGUUAUAGUUCCUAGUCCACCCCAUGACAAAGGUUAUCCCGACUUUGAAGACAAAGUUCGAGAAUACAAUGAGAAAGAACCAUUUAAAUUUCCGAAUACUCUACCCUAUGCAAAGCAUAUCACAGAAUUCGCUGCAUAUCUCUAUGACUCGGUGAUUCUGUAUGCUGAAGCACUGGCUGCUGCUCUCCUCGAAAAGCAAGACCCCAGGAAUGGGACUUACAUUAUUCAGAAAAUCGUUUCCAAAGGGAUUUAUCGAAGUAUCACAGGGGCGUGGAUGCAUAUCGACGAGAACGGAGAUGUCGAAGGAAACUACACUGUCCUUUCCCUCCAGAAAUCUCCCCAAAACUUGACAUUAAAAGGUUUCAGUGGCGAGAAGAAUCUGACGCAUAUUAUGUUACCCAUGGGUCGGUUCCAGUACGAUGAGCAAACUCAUGAGCCGAUAUUUACCUUGUUGGAUGCAGAUAAUAACUGGGUUGCUCCUUUAGAUGAACCUCCCUGUGGUUUUGAUGGUAGUGGCUGCAUCGACCCGCCAGGUCUCAUUCGUGAAAUCAUAUCCGGAGUUCUAUUUUUUACACUUUUGGUGUUAUCCGUAAUGUGCUGGAUAAUGUACAAAAAGUGGAAGUAUGAACAAGAAAUAGCUGGUCUCCUAUGGAAAAUUCCAUUGCAGGAUAUACAGCGAUAUGGUUCGAAUGGUUUUGUUUCGUCGCCAAGUAGAACGAGCGUCACUUCGCAAGUGUCCCUUGAGUCCAAGGUGACCGGCCAGACAUUUACGCAGACAGCGUUUUUCAAAGGAACAUUAGUGGCAACUAAAACUCUGAAAUUCAAAAGCAGGAAUAUUGAGAUUCCUAGAGAAACUAAGAAAGAAAUGAAAACGAUGCGAGAACUGCAUCACGAUAACAUCAAUCCCUUCAUCGGUGCCUGUGUUCAGCCCCAUUACAUACUUCUAGUCACUGAAUAUUGUGCCAAAGGAAGCUUAAAGGAUAUUCUUGAAAAUCCUGAUAUUAAACUAGACCACAUGUUUAUUGCUUCGUUGGUGUUUGAUUUAAUAAAGGGUAUGAUAUUUCUACAUGAUUCUGACCUGAAAGUUCACGGUAACUUGAAAUCCUCCAACUGCUUAAUUACAAGUCGGUGGGUGCUACAAGUAACUGAUUACGGCCUUCGAGAACUCUGUACUGCCGCCGAGGCGGAAAUAUUCCUGAAUUAUGAUUAUUAUCAAAAAAUGCUAUGGAAGGCGCCAGAGGUGUUGCGAUGUCCAUCUGCUCAUCCGAAAGGAACACAGAAGGGCGAUGUUUAUUCAUUUGCGAUCAUUCUUCACGAAAUUCUUGUCAGAAAAGGCCCAUUUGGAGCGAGUAAUCUUCCAGCAGAAGAAAUAGUAAGAAGGGUGAAAGAAGGACCAGGUAAGACUUCGGGAAAAUUAUUUCGACCCCUUCUGCAGGAGACGGACAUGCAGGAUUACGUUUUGCAGACCAUGACAGAAUGUUGGACAGAAGUUCCCGAAAGCAGACCUGACUUCAGACAGGUGAAGGAAAAACUCAAACAUAUGAAAGAUGGAAUAACGUCAAACAUUAUGGAUAAUAUGAUGGAUAUGAUGGAGCGGUAUGCUAAUAACUUAGAAGAGCUCGUUGAGGAAAGAACAUCACAGCUAGCUGAAGAGCAGAGUAAAACGGAAGCCCUCUUGCACAGAAUGUUGCCUAAGUCAGUAGCAGAGCAACUUAUGAGGGGAGAAGCCGUCAUUCCAGAAACGUUCGACGCAGUUACCAUUUACUUCAGUGACAUUGUAGGUUUUACGGAAAUGUCAGCCACGAGUACGCCAAUGGAGGUAGUGACGUUCCUGAAUGACCUGUACACUGUCUUCGAUUCCAUUAUCGGUAACUAUGAUGUGUAUAAAGUAGAAACUAUUGGUGACGCUUAUAUGGUCGUCAGUGGACUACCAAUUAGAAACGGCGAGCAGCAUGCCGGAGAAAUUUCAAGCAUGGCUCUGGAUCUACUGGAAGCUGUGAAAACAUUUAAGAUACGUCAUAAACCGAAUCAGACACUGAAAUUGAGGAUAGGAAUACAUUCAGGACCUGUGGUUGCUGGAGUAGUUGGUUUAACUAUGCCCAGGUACUGUCUUUUCGGCGAUACUGUAAAUACUGCUUCGCGAAUGGAAUCCAACGGGGAACCUCUGAAAAUCCACAUCAGCGAUCACUGUCGGAAGAUUCUGGAAAGACUUGGUGGUUAUGAAAUACAAUCAAGAGGUUUAGUAAAAAUGAAGGGCAAAGGGGAAAUGAAGACCUAUUGGCUACUUGGCCACGAUCCAUCAUCCGGUAAGAAGCGGAACGCAGUUCGCGGAAUCAUACUUCCACCGCCGCUUUUCAAUAUACGUGAAUCAGAAAAUAGAAGACGAAGUCCCAAAACGGAAUUUCCUCGUCGGACGGCUCCAGCUCAAAUCUAUCGCUCUGUAGACGACGGCGUACCUUUACCUAACGGCUCUGUUCCUGGGAAAUCGUUAUUUCUUCGAGUAUCCCAAGACAGUCCCCGCAUACCAAAACGUCUAAAUCCAUCCGCUGCUGUUGCAACACGGGACACUUCGCAAUCAGAACCAUGGGAUGGCAAUGAAUGGGGUUUUAAUAUGGCCUUUGAAGGUUCCAACCCGGACAGCUUGGAGAAUCCAGACGAAGGGUUUUAUGGCAAUUAUUCUUCUGGAGGACCCAAAAGACUUUCUAGCAAUUACAAACCUACUAUCAAAGAAGCCGAAGUAGCAUCAUUGGCAGCUGCAGACGAUGCAAACAAACCUCUUAUUUAUGCAAAGAGGAAGCAGGUUGAAAACUUGAGAAAAUUUAAACAAAAAAAUCCUUCGUGGAAGAGGUCGUGGUCUGCAGACGAGCUUGACCUGCCAAAGGUGUCUUUGAAGGAAUGGUUCACAAACGUUUUUUCCCACAAUGCUCAAGUUUCUGACCUCGAAGUCAAAAGGCAACAAUCAACUGUCGGGGCACUUCAGACAGUUAAAGAGAGCGAUAAAGAAGAAAGUGUAGUGUAAUAUCUUUGUACUUUUGCUGACUAAAUAUAUCUGUGAUAUAUUCGUACCAGUGUCAGUUCGUACAUACAGUUUUAUUGGAAGUAGAUGUGUUUUGUUAUCUGCAUUAUGUCGUCUUCGUCAUCACAAAUUAAAAAACAAUGUGCCAUCGAACUGAAA
Stegodyphus dumicola is the source of this 3705-nucleotide messenger RNA. Its product is annotated as receptor-type guanylate cyclase Gyc76C-like. NCBI's taxonomy places the organism in Eukaryota, Metazoa, Arthropoda, Arachnida, Araneae, Eresidae. The record is from RefSeq and is a predicted model, not a curated record. Gene Ontology annotation, molecular function: protein kinase activity; ATP binding; peptide receptor activity. Gene Ontology annotation, biological process: protein phosphorylation; receptor guanylyl cyclase signaling pathway; cGMP biosynthetic process. Gene Ontology annotation, cellular component: plasma membrane.